AUGGCAAACAUUCUCGAUGUUGCGACGGAGGACAACCUUCAAUACCAUUUCUUCCCGAUUGCAAGUGGCUCCGUCCAGUUCAAGAUAAGAGCACCCAAUGACGCUCAUAUUGCUCUUACCAUGGGCCCUCAGGAAUCUGACCCCAUGGUUGAGGUAUUCAUCGGUGGUUGGGGCAACACAAAGAGUGUAAUCAGGAGGAACAGAACAAAACCUGAGAAGGCUGAAAUCGACACACCCAACAUUCUUAACGGUGGAGAGUUCCGUGGCUUUUGGGUGCGUUGGGACGGUGGCAUUAUUUCAGCUGGUCGCGAAGGAGAAGCCAUUCCUUUCAUUUCUUGGCAAGAUCCAGAACCAUUCCCCAUUGGUUUCGUCGGUGUCUGCACCGGCUGGGGAGCUAGUGGCACAUGGAAGAUUGAAGAUGGAGCCGAGUUCAAUACUCCGGACAAGUUAGAGUAUAAAUUCGGGCCAGUGGCGGCAGGAUCUUUGGAAUUCGAAUAUCGAGGACCUCACAAUUGCCACGUCUGUUUGACAUCGGCACCCGCAGAAAUCGAUCCAAUGUACGAAGUCAUCCUUGGCGGCUGGGAAAAUACACAAUCUGUGAUCAGACACUGCAGACAAAAACCGGAUAAGGUUACCGUUCCAACACCGAGUCUUAUGAACGCCAAUGAGUUUAGGAAGUUUAUCUUCGAAUGGCGCUGUGGCAGAUUGACCGUCCGCGACGGAAGAACCGGGGCAAUUCUCAUGGAAUGGGUGGAUCCAACACCUUUCCCUGUAUUGCACUUCGGUGUCCGCACCGGUUAUGGUGCAAGGGGCAAUUGGCGUAUUUCUCAUUUCUACAAAGGGAACGCGCAGCCACUGCUCCCACCACCAUCGGCUCCUUCCGCUGCUGCUUUAUACAGCCCUCCUCCCGGCUACCCCGGCGUCGCUCCAGUACCUGGAUCAGGUGCUUCUGGCGUGUGGGUCGAUGCUACCUCCGGACAAGUUCCUCCAGGCGCGGUUGUAGGCGGCCAAGAUUGCUCCGGCGAAGCUUUAUACGUAGCUAGAGCGCAACAUGAAGGGGCACUACUCCCUGGAAAACUUGUAGGGUCCCACGGCUGCGCCUAUGUUCCGUGGGGUGGACAAGAACACGGAAAACCUGAAUAUCAGGUUCUAGUUGGAGGUCCUAACAACUGGAUUGCAACCAGCGGUUCCAACAUUCCCCCCGGAGCCUUACCGGGAGGGCAAUCGGAAGAUGGCGAGACUUUGUACGUGGGCAGAGUGAAUCACGAAGGCAGUCUCACAACUGGAAAAGUUCAGCAGUCUCAUGGCGUUUGCUAUAUUGCAUUUGGAGGCCAAGAACUCGGCUUCCCUGACUACGAAAUCCUCGUCCAAUAA
Molecule: messenger RNA, 1374 nt
Organism: Danaus chrysippus (African queen)
Lineage: Eukaryota; Metazoa; Arthropoda; Insecta; Lepidoptera; Nymphalidae
Source: the annotation of a GenBank genome assembly